Molecule: messenger RNA, 1494 nt
Organism: Urocitellus parryii (Arctic ground squirrel)
Lineage: Eukaryota; Metazoa; Chordata; Mammalia; Rodentia; Sciuridae
Gene: Gadd45a
Product: growth arrest and DNA damage inducible alpha
Biological process (GO): regulation of cell cycle
Cellular component (GO): cytoplasm; nucleus
Source: RefSeq, a predicted model, not a curated record
UCAGCUGGGCUCCAAGAACAGGGGUCAAAUUGCCGAAGCAGUCUAAUUUGCAUGGACCAAUGACCGCACCGUAUGCAAAUGAGACUGGACGUGGUUGGCUGAGGAUUGGCAGGAUAACUCCGGCGAGCCAGGGCCUUUGUCCUCCAGUGGCUGUGAGGCAGCUGCGGUAGUGGCGUCGUGGUACACUUCUAGGCUAGGGCCCGCAAGCGACGGGGCGAGCCAGCAAGCGGGGCGGGAAGGGAGCACGGCGCGGCAGCGGCUGGCGCUGCUGGARGAGCCCGGGAGGGCGAGGGGCGGUCGGACUGCGUCGGAUCGGAGCGCGCCACAGGAAGCCUGAGAGCGAGUGCAGAGAGCUGGCGCCCGCGCGCCCACGGUGGCCGGAGCAGCCCGCACGCCGCGCUCUCUGUGAGGGACUUGCAGUUGCAAUAUGACUUUGGAAGAAUUCUCGGCUGGAGAGCAAAAGACCGAAAGGAUGGACAAGGUGGGCGAUGCCCUGGAGGAAGUGCUCAGCAAAGCCCUGAGUCAGCGUACCAUCACAGUCGGGGUGUACGAGGCGGCGAAGCUGCUCAACGUCGACCCGGAUAAUGUGGUUCUGUGCCUGCUGGCGGCAGACGAGGACGACGACAGGGAUGUGGCUCUGCAGAUCCACUUCACUCUGAUCCAGGCGUUCUGCUGUGAGAACGACAUUAACAUCCUGCGCGUCAGCAACCCGGGCCGGCUGGCAGAGCUCCUGCUGCUGGAGACCGACGGGAGCCCAGCUGCAAGCGAGGGCGCAGCGCAGCCCCCGGACCUGCACUGCGUGCUGGUUACGAAUCCACAUUCAUCACAAUGGAAGGAUCCUGCCUUAAGUCAACUUAUUUGUUUCUGCCGAGAAAGUCGCUACAUGGAUCAGUGGGUUCCAGUGAUUAAUCUCCCUGAACGGUGAUGGCAUCUGAAUGAAAAUAACUAAACCAAAUUGCACUGAAGUUUUGAAAUACCUUUGUAGUUACUCAAGCAGUUACUCCCUACACUGAUGCAAGGAUUACAGAAACUGAUGUCAAGGGGCUGAGUGAGUUCAACUACAUGUUCUGGGGGCCCAGAGAUAGAUGACUUUGCAGAUGGAAAGAGGUGAAAAUGAAGAAACAAGCUGUGUUGAAACAAAUAAAAGUCAAAAGGAACAAAAAUUACAGAGAACCACGUGGGAAGGAAAACUAUGUAUUAAUUUAGGAUGGUUGAGUUACAUUAAAAUAAACCAAAUAUGCUUUGUUAAAGUUUAAAUGUGCAGCAGUAGUUUGGGUAUUUUGGUUUAUAUUCCCUCCCUCAAGUUAAAAAAAAAAAUGAAAGGGUUAAUCAUAUUUUAAAACCAUAUUUUAUUGUAUUUUGAUGAGAUGUUAAAUUCUCAAAAGUUUUAUUAUAAUUGUACUAAGUUAUUUUAUGACAUGAAAGGUUAUUUAUGCUAUAAAUUUUUUGAAACAAUACCUACAAUAAACUGAUGUGGAAUAAUUGCAUCAUUUC